Molecule: messenger RNA, 3039 nt
Organism: Rubroshorea leprosula
Lineage: Eukaryota; Viridiplantae; Streptophyta; Magnoliopsida; Malvales; Dipterocarpaceae
Source: the annotation of a GenBank genome assembly
CUUCAUUUAUUAGAAUAUAUUAUGCAAUUUGUUGUUAUGGUUAUCAAUCCCUGAACGGCUUAUGGUUGUUGCAUCAUGUCUUGUAAGAGGAUAAAAUUUGGUGAGUUUUAUAUGUAUGAAAAGGCCUUAAGGUAAUUUUUCUCAUUUCACUAUUUAGAGUUCUUUCAUUGAAAUUUCAGCUGACGUGUUUACUAUCUGAGGUUGGGCUGAACAUUGACGAAGCACAUGCUUUCUCAACAACUGAUGGCUACUGCUUGGAUGUAUUUUAUGUUCAUUGUCAACCAUAUGGGGAGGCUGAGCACAUAAAAAAAGUACUGCUAGAGGAGAUGUCAAAAGUUGAGAAGUAUCCUUGGUUGAAAGAUCAUGCCAAACAUACUGUUGGGGGGCUGCAGUACACUAAGAAAAAGCUUCUAUCUAAUCAUAGUUGGGAAAUUGAUGCUAACCUUUUGAAGUUUGAAAGGAAAUUGAUACUUGGGUCCUAUGGUGAUUUGUACAAAGGUACGUUUUGUGGUCAAGAUGUUGCCAUUAAAGUUCUUAGGACUGAGUAUCUAAAUGAAAAUAUGCAGAGGGAGUUUAAUCAAGAGGUUGAUAUUUUGAGGUUUGUUUAACUGUAAUUAGCCUUGGCAUUGCUAUCUUAUGUUCUGUUUUCUUUUUCAGUUUAUAGCUUCAAUUUUCUGGGCACUGUCCCAGUGUCUUCAUUUUCUCCAAUUCCGAUUUAGCAUUCUUUCAACCUUCUAGCAGGAAGAUUUUCUUCUAUUCCCAUGUAAAUCUUCCUUUAAAAUUUGCAGGAAAAUUCAGCACAAUAAUAUUGUUAAAUUCAUUGGUGCUUGUACCAAACCUUCAAACCUUUGUAUUGUGACAGAAUUCAUGGCUGGGGGAAGCAUGUAUGACGUUCUUCGUAAACAAAAAUGUGGUCUUGAGCUUCCAUUCUUACUUGAAGUAGCAAUUCAUGUUUCCAACGGAAUGAGCUACCUGCACCAAAAAAAUAUUAUCCAUAGGGAUCUGAAAGCUGCCAAUCUUUUGUUGGAUGAAAAGGGAGUAAGAAAUUUCACUUUGGUAGUUUUGUUGCCUUUUAUUUGUAGAGUUCUGCCAAAACGGCACAUGCCUGCUCUCAGUGGUGAUUAGUUAUUUGCAACUUAGUAACUUAAGGCAAGUAAAAGAAAGACAGUCACAACUAAUAUUCAAACUUUCAAUUAUGCUUGUCUUCUUCGGUUGUGCCAAAUUAGUGCUAGGGCAUUACAACAAACCUUGGCAUGCCUUUAAAAACCUUUGGUGGUUGCUGCCAGUGUGAUCCAUCACACAAUUAUCUUGCACUACUUAUUAUGUCUUACUGGAUCAGACUUUAACCAAAUUGAAUUUUAUCCAUUUUUCUGGUUUUGGGAGUGGGGUUGAAGGAUACUAUGUUUCUUCCUAUCAUUGAUUCAAUGAAGUCCUUCUUAAGGGCUUGUGUAAACCACGUUUCUUUACUAGCUUUUUUAAUCACAUUUCCAUAUUCAUUUCUUCCAUCCUUAUUUUAGUUGAUGCUAGAGGGGUGGCACAUGAAACAGUCCCGUACUACCAAGUGGCAAGGCUGUGGUGGGGGAAGAGAGAUGCGUAGAGUCUCUAAUCUUUAAGCUGCUUGUUUAUUUAGGAGAUUAUUUAUCUGGUGGCUAGUUGUUGUUAAAUUAACUUCUAAUGUGAGAAUUUCUUUUCCCUUUUAAUUUUUACAAAUGGUUCUGGAGACGCUAUUGUAAAACUCUAGUCUGUAGCACCAGUAUGCAUCCUGAUUAUUUGCUUGUCACAUGUAGCUUAAGCCAGCUGGUCCUUGAUUUAUAUCUUUGUUAACACUCUUAAAAAUUUGCCCCACAGGUUGUUAAAGUUGCCGACUUUGGUGUUGCUAGGAUGCAAACUCAAGGUGUGAUGACUGCAGAAACUGGAACAUAUCGCUGGAUGGCUCCAGAGGUUGGUAUCCUAAUUAAAUAAUUUAGCAAAUGGGUAUUGAAGUUUUUGGUUACUAUGUUUAAGAGAAGGCAGGUUUGGAUCAUCAAAUUCCAUGAGUUAAGUGCUUCAUAUGUGAUAUGACCUCGACAGCCUUUAAUAACCUUAGGUGUAAUGAACCACAUGUGAGAUUGUAACUAUCAUUUGCCUUUGCUAGUUUUUCUCCAUCUCUCUCUGACAUGAUUACUGGGUAUCAAUGCAUGGAAGGUGAUUGAACACAAGCCAUAUGAUCAUAAAGCUGAUGUUUUUAGCUUUGGGAUUUUGCUAUGGGAACUGCUAACAGGAAAGCUUCCAUAUGAGAACUUAACACCUUUACAAGCUGCAAUCGGUGUUGUCCAGAAGGAACUAAGACCUGUUAUUCCAAGUGACACUCAUCCCAAAUUGGUGGAAUUGCUUGAUAGAUGCUGGCAGAGGGAUCCAUCUUUGAGACCUGAAUUCUCUGAAAUUCGACUACUUUUGCUAGACUUAGCCAAAGGUUCGUAAGGCCUGUUUUUUCGCUUAAGUUUAGAAACUCCUUUGUACAAGAUAACUAAGAGGAUUGGCAGAAAGAUUGUCCAGAAGCCUUGUAUCAUAUUUUAGGCAAGCAGCUGGAAUGAAAAGCUGCAUGUAUAUAUCCUUUAGAAAUUAAAAUAUGUUUUGCUUCCUUUUCCCUUUCCUCUUCCUCUCUUUUCUGCUUUCUUUUAUUUCAUGCAGAAUUCAGUGAAGAGGACAUUGCAAUGGCAGAGUCUUCUGGUUCCUCAGUGCAGAAAGAAGAAGAAAUAGUUGUCAAGAUUGACGGUAAAGAAACGGGGAGUGCUUCAAAGUCCACCGGUGAGAGCUCAGUCAGGAGAGUCCCUCGCUCCGUUAAGAAAUUCAAAGUUUCAUUUGAAGAAGUAUUGACUGAAGCACUUAAACAAAGGAGAAAGAACACCUCCGGCCCUGAAAAGAGCCUGCGGUCUGGAGAGGAAGACGGCUCUCAGUCUAUUUCAGAUUCUUCUUUUGCAAGGAACUCAUGGAGGGUUGUGGUGAAUAAGGCCAAGUCCAGGUUGAUUGACCCACCUGAGGAACCAUAUCAAAGAAAUG